AGUAAUCUGCGUCUGAACUGGACACAAACAGUCCUGUAGAUCUGUCAGUAAAACACGAACGAAUCUUAUCACUGAGCACAUUUUGUAAAACCAAAAGCGGAAUAUUUUUCACGUAGCUCGUCUUUGUGCUGAACGGGAUUGCAGUCCUUUCUUUGUUCGGUCAAACUCACGCAUUUAAAGGACUUCAAAAGCAAUAUUGUCAAAUAUCUGGAUGGAAUCUGAAAUCGUCCCCUCAGAAUAUUGUCACCAUUCAAUAUCUGUUCUAGAUAGCUCUCAGUUUCUUGAUCCCAUUCAUGACAGAUGGGCGGCUGGAAUGCAAGGACUGCAUUCAGUGCACAGGUCACCAGACCAUGACACAGAAGGGACUUCCUCAUUUUCCACCCAAUACAACAACAUACAUUUUCCUACUGUCCAUCAGCCAAUUCCAUCAUCCCCGUACCACACAAAUUCAGGUUAUUACUCCCAGCAUCCUGAUGACUGGUGUUCCAGUGGAGUGUAUGAGUUAAACCGAAUAACAUCUGAGAACUUAUUUGCAAUAGACAAUGAUAUAGUGGACUUGCCAGCUAUCAAGAAAACUAGGGUCAACCCCUGCUUGGGAAGGGUCAAAGGAGACGAGUUGUGUGUUGUUUGUGGUGACAAAGCAUCUGGAUACCAUUAUAAUGCAUUAACCUGUGAGGGAUGCAAAGGCUUCUUCAGAAGAAGUAUCACUAAGAAUGCUGUUUACAAAUGUAAGAAUGGAGGUAACUGUGAAAUGGACAUGUAUAUGAGGAGAAAGUGCCAAGAAUGUCGCCUGCGUAAAUGUAAACAGAUGGGGAUGCUGGCCGAAUGUUUGUUAACAGAAAUUCAAUGUAAGUCAAAAAGACACCGAACAAAAGUGAAGCUCGCAUCUGAACAAUGCUUAAAUGAACACAAUGAUGGGAACGAACAGAAGCAAGUAUCAUCUACGACAAAACCAAACAGGGUGAAAUCAGAACUUACCCAAGAACAGACAGAACUUCUCCAGUUUGUCAUGGAAGCAUACACUAAAAAUCGCCUGCCUCAUGAACUGGCUACAAAACUAAUAUUGCAGGAAGAGUGCAGCAACGAUGAUGAGAACUUUGUGUUUUUGACAAAUAUGGCCACAAACCAUGUUCAGCUUCUUGUUGAAUUUACAAAGAAGUUACCAGGUUUUCAAACAUUAGAUCAUGAAGAUCAGAUUGCUCUUCUUAAAGGGUCUGCAGUUGAAGCAAUGUUUCUUAGAUCCGCUGAGCUUUUUAACAAAAAGUUGCUUGAUAAACAUACAGCAAGACUAGAAGAGAGAAUUCGAAACAGUGGCAUGUCCCACGACUAUAUUAAUCCAAUGUUUAAUUUCUACAAGAGAAUUGGUGAACUGAACAUGGAAGAAGAAGAAUAUGCUCUCCUCUCGGUCAUAGUGAUCCUAAGUCCAGAUCGACAGUUCAUUAAAGAUAAAGAGACAGUGGAAAAGCUUCAGGAAACCUUCCUUCAUAUUCUGGAAAAACUGUGCAAGCAACAUCACCCUAACAACCCACAACACUUUGCACGCCUGUUGGGUCGCCUCACUGAAUUAAGGACAUUUAGCCACCAUCAUACUGACAUGCUGAUGUCAUGGAGAGUAAACGAUCACAAAUUUACACCUCUCCUCUGCGAAAUCUGGGAUGUCCAAUAAGGAGAAGGCUUUUCAUUUUAGAAUUGGUUUCAUGGUACACCUGUUUUAUAGAUAUGCCUAAUGGUUAUUUUUAAUACAGUAUAUAAUACAACAUAUAUUUUGUAUGUAAUCCUACACACUCUAUGCUUGUGUAUUUUUUGUGACUUUAUAAAUAUACUAAUACAAUUAUCAGUAAAUUCAUCAUGAGUUCACA
Messenger RNA from Pelobates fuscus (common spadefoot toad), 1859 nucleotides. It is a transcript of the gene NR1H4, whose product is annotated as nuclear receptor subfamily 1 group H member 4. Bases 212 to 1666 code for a protein of 484 amino acids. The record is from RefSeq and is a predicted model, not a curated record. NCBI's taxonomy places the organism in Eukaryota, Metazoa, Chordata, Amphibia, Anura, Pelobatidae. Gene Ontology annotation, molecular function: nuclear receptor activity; bile acid binding; zinc ion binding. Gene Ontology annotation, biological process: negative regulation of transcription by RNA polymerase II; negative regulation of inflammatory response; bile acid signaling pathway. The transcript is spliced from 11 exons.